GAAACCCUGUGCCGUGAGCAGCCAUCUUGGACAGACAGAUCAUACUUGAGCCAGGAUAACCUGCAUACCUCCUCUGAAUUCUGAACAGCUCCACAACACACAGCUCUAAAGACUUAAUUUCUGAGCCACAAUGGCCACUGCACCGUACAACUACUCCUACAUUUUCAAAUACAUCAUUAUUGGGGACAUGGGGGUAGGGAAGUCAUGUUUGCUUCACCAGUUCACAGAAAAGAAAUUCAUGGCAGACUGCCCUCAUACAAUUGGCGUGGAGUUUGGUACGAGGAUAAUCGAGGUGAGCGGGCAGAAGAUCAAGCUGCAGAUUUGGGACACAGCAGGACAAGAGCGUUUCAGGGCCGUCACCCGCUCCUACUACCGCGGAGCCGCAGGGGCACUUAUGGUCUACGACAUCACCAGGAGAAGCACGUACAACCACCUUAGCAGCUGGCUGACUGAUGCCAGAAACCUCACCAACCCCAAUACUGUGAUUAUUCUCAUAGGAAACAAAGCAGACUUGGAGGCCCAGAGGGACGUCACGUACGAGGAAGCAAAGCAGUUUGCUGAGGAGAACGGUUUGUUGUUCCUGGAGGCCAGCGCAAAAACAGGCGAAAACGUCGAGGACGCCUUCCUGGAAGCUGCUAAGAAGAUCUACCAGAAUAUCCAAGAUGGCAGCCUGGACCUGAACGCCGCCGAGUCGGGGGUCCAGCAUAAGCCCUCGGCCCCUCAGGGCGGCCGGCUAACCAGCGAACCACAGCCCCAGAGGGAAGGCUGCGGCUGCUAAUGACCAAGCAAAAGCCCCUUUUGCCCUCCCUUCCUCUCUCCCUUCCUCUGUCUGUCCUGCCCGCCCCCUCCUCAACCAACCCCCUACCAUCCAUUCCGCCACCUCCGUACGUUCAUCCCUCACUGCACCAGGAGCUGCAUGAGAGCAGGGCUGCGGAGCGAAGGAACGGGGGGCAAAUAUCAACUUGGGCCAGACUGAGCUGGGCUGUGUGGACUACAUCUCCCCCACCUCCUCCUCUUCCUCCUCCUCUUCCUCUCUGCCUGUCUUGUCUCCCUUCGUUGCCGUCUCACUCCUCCUCUUUAAACUCUGUCGGUGUGUCGUCGUCCCAUAACUCUCCUCUCUCGCUCCCCUCCGAUCCUCUCGCACCAUUCAGUCUAGCUCCCCUCCAUCAUAGUAUCGUAGAUGCCACCACUCAUUAAACUGGUCACUGACACUUUAGAUAGAUGUAAUGUUCACACGAUAUGAUAAACCGAGACUGUUUUUUUUUUAUGUUUGGUUUUUAUAGCUAUAUAUGAAAUGUAAACACUGCAAUUAAGUUUCAUCCACCACUGAUCAGCUGUGUAAAUCGGAUCUAAAUUCUAAUCACGAACUCCCCUUCGCCUCUCCCGCAUGGUUUACGAUUCCAGCAUUAUACGGAGACGACGCGGGCGCGAGAUCUCGCUCCCGUUUGAUUCGUGUGGGAGCAGACAGCGAAGGCAAUGAAGUAGCGCAUCAUGCAGCCGCACAGGUAGAGGCUCUGAACCGCGUGUCCGGGAAUGUGAAGCUGAGUGAGCGUUUUUCAGCGAAUACCUGCUCGUGGCUUUUUAAUUCACUUCUUUUCGCCGCUUGGCACAAAGCAAAUUCCUUUGCCAGAUGUGGCAAUACCGAUGUUCUCAGGAGAGACGGAGAGAAAAAAGGGGAGGGAGGGAAAAUUUAGAAAAGCAGGAAUUACCCACAAAUUCCUUUUGGGUAAUUCCCCCAGUCUCUCUGCUGGAAUAUCACAGGAAGGAAUACUGGGUGUUUUCCAGCUUAUCUGUGUGUGUGUGUGAGUGUGUGUUUGUGUGUUAGGAAGGUGGACGGGCGACUUUCGACUAAGUUAAAAAUGACACUUUAACAAAGAAAAACACGUCUUUUCCGUUUUUGAUGAAAAGAUUCAUUUAAAUCAGUUUCUUUGCACCAGCUCCCCCCCCCCACCUCCUCCUCACCCACCCACUCACCCACUCACCCUCCCAUCCAUCAUAUCAACGGAUUCUGUCUUUACCAGCAUUUUCUUUGUCAUUGUUUGUUGCCUUAUUAUAAUUAAUGUUAUUACUCUUUAAUCAUUGUUUUUGCUGCACUUGCUCUUCACACUGCUGUUGGAUUCACCUUGAUUCAAUAAAUCAACUCUUUUUUUUUUAGAAUAAUUCUCGCAUUUUACUGGUAAAUAACAACAAUAGAAGAGGUGGUUCACGUGGCCAGAAUAUCUCACAUGGCCCAGUAUCAGCAGCAUGGUCCUACACCCGCGUCUUGACUAUUAGGGUGUAGAAACAAACACUCCUUUAUCUCGAUUAAAACGCACUGAAGAGCUGAUUUCUUGUUCAUUUGGGCAGUUGUUCCUCUGCCAUCCCAUAAUACAACACCAAGCAGCAUGCCCCCCCACCCCACACCCCCACCCCCCCGAAAAAACAAGAAAAUGGCAAAAAUCAAAUAGUUUCUCUUUCCUUCAAGUACGAUUUCUUUUCUGUACCAUAGUGAUUCCCUGAUUGGACAGCUGUAUAUAUUGCUUCUUAACUACUGGUGAUGACCUCGCUACUGUACUUUGGAUUUAGAAAUUUAUUUGGUGGCUCUGCCAAGAUCUGUACAGUCGGUGUGCUAGUGGGUUGCCUGUAAUUCAUGCUUGGGAAAUUCUGUAACAUAGUUUCUAUUAAUAAAUGUAUGUAAAGGACAGACACCCCCCCCGCCACCCAACCACCCCGUCUGCACACUACUGAACCUGCCGAUUGUUUGAGGGGAGAGGAAGUGGAUUGAGAUGAUGUGCAAACUAGUAUUUAUGUCUGCAAACCUCGAAUCCUCUCAUUUCUGUACGGAGUGGAGGAUGGGGCACUUUUAUGUUGAUAUUCUGUUUUUCUUUUUCCCACCCCAUCGUCGCUCCUCUUUAUGGGAGGGGCCUGCAUCGCUGUCUUAACUUUUUUGGGGAGUGGGGAUUGGUUUGUUAUUGUGGGAAGUGGGUGGGCUGGGUCUUCCUUUUUCCUGUGUCCCACCUCUUUUGCAGUCUGAGUGACCACUUCCUGCUUUUGUCUGUCCACAAGUACAAAAAAAAAAAAACG
Molecule: messenger RNA, 3063 nt
Organism: Stegastes partitus (bicolor damselfish)
Lineage: Eukaryota; Metazoa; Chordata; Actinopteri; Pomacentridae
Gene: rab14l
Product: RAB14, member RAS oncogene family, like
Exons: 8
Coding region: 131-778 (215 amino acids)
Biological process (GO): endocytic recycling; defense response to bacterium; phagosome maturation
Cellular component (GO): recycling endosome; phagocytic vesicle; trans-Golgi network
Molecular function (GO): GTPase activity; GTP binding
Source: RefSeq, a predicted model, not a curated record